AUGGGCUCAACGACCGCGAACGACGUGCCCAUCGAGGGCAUGGCCCAGAUGAUCCUGGGCCGAGACGACGAGAGGCUCGCCGAGGCCUUCGUGGAAGGUUUCCACCUUGGCUCCGACAACGGCUACGCGAGGGCCAGGGAGGAGACCUUCCUCGCCGCCGCCGAGGCCAUGGACCACCGCCUCCAGAGCGAGGCACUCCCCGCCGCCGUCGCCGACCGCAUCUGCCUGAUAAGCGAUGUCCUCGUCGAGUCGUCGGACAGCGACGCGUCCUCGAUCCGCUCCGAGGACGUCUUCUAUGACGCCAGGUCCGACAUCUCCGCCUUUUCCGACCGAGCCCCGGAAGAGGAGGACCUCAUUGAUGUGUGGUACGAUGCCCACGCGUACGCCAACUCCCCCUACGCCCACGCCACCGCCGGCCACGACGCCGACAACCACAAGACCCCCGCCGACACCGCCCGCGCCGAUGACCUCCUCGGUGAUAUCCACAGCGUCGCCGCCGACGACGUCCCGGUGCUUUCCCUGGGCCAAGACACCAUCCGCGCCGGUAACAACACCCCGGGCGCCGCCGACUGGACCUCCCCUUCGGCGUCUGCGGACGUCACUCCCGUGGCUAACCUCAUCGAGCUGAACGAUACCACCACCGCCCUGGCCACCGGCCAGUCGACUCCGCGCGCCGUGACCGGCCCUGACUUCUCCGGCCCGGCCCGUCUGCUGUAUCCCCCGCAGCUGAACUAUAUCAACAACCCCCGCGCCUGGACCGAUACCGUUCCCGAGCAGGGCGAGCACUACCACGUCCGCACCCCGUCCAUGUCCACAACCACCAGCAUCCCGACCAACGGCAGUAACGCCACCUUCCGCGGUCCCGGUGGUCCCGGUAACUCCUAUCCCAGCCACGUUCACGACCGCAACCGCGACCGCGGCAUCUUCACCCCCUGGACGCCCUCCACCACCGAGCAUAAACACAACAUAAUCCUCCAAUCCAUCACCAGCUCCAACGUCCCCCCUCCCACCCAAUUCUUCGGCAUCCCGCUCCCCAGCACCAGCGGCAUCGUCCCCCCCGACCCGACCCAGCCGGCCUUUGCGUCUCGUCAGGAUAAGGGGGUUAGACCGGGGUAUCCUUUCCCCGGUGAUAUUUACAGUGACAACAACAUCGUGGGUAAGGAGGGAAAGAGUAAGAAAUUGGUUGCUGAUCCGUGGAGGGUGGUGAUUGGCCCGUUGAGUGAGGUGGCGAUGAUGGAUUGGAGGGGGGAUGGGGGGAAGGGGUUUUGGGGGGAGAAGUUUAGGGCUGCUGCUGCGCUUGCGGCUGGGGUUUCGAGUGGUUCUGGUGGGUUUGGUCAGAGGGGUGGACGGCGUGGUAGGGGUGGUGGUCGUGGUGGGUAUGGCCAUGGUCGUUCUGGAAGUGGUGGUUGGUUGGAUCAGGGUUCGGUUGUUGGUAGCCAGAGUGGUGGGGAGGCUGGCUGGGGUUCACAGGAGAGUGGCACCGGCAAUGCUACUGCUCGGUCUGGACUGGUGUUUUGCCACCUGGUUCCGGUUGAGAAGGAGCACGGCGAUGGUCACAGUGGUGGUCAAGAGACAUGGUACAUCACUGCUACGUUUGAGUCGCAGGCUAAGGCCAGCGCUGCUUUGAAGUUCUUUGAGGGCGGCUAUCCUUGCGGCGGCUCGAUCAUGUGGGCUUGGGCUCUCAUGGAGGAGGACCAGGACUAA
Molecule: messenger RNA, 1704 nt
Organism: Dichotomopilus funicola
Lineage: Eukaryota; Fungi; Ascomycota; Sordariomycetes; Sordariales; Chaetomiaceae
Exons: 4
Coding region: 1-1704 (567 amino acids)
Source: RefSeq, a predicted model, not a curated record